Molecule: messenger RNA, 964 nt
Organism: Eremomyces bilateralis CBS 781.70
Lineage: Eukaryota; Fungi; Ascomycota; Dothideomycetes; Eremomycetales; Eremomycetaceae
Exons: 1
Coding region: 344-664 (106 amino acids)
Source: RefSeq, a predicted model, not a curated record
CCCACCAGCGUAACUGAACCUCAAGCUCCAUCUUCUCAGAUGCUACGAAACUCACUAACACAACCCUCAUUCUCUUAACUAUACAAAAGUAUAAUUAGGCUACUGGAUAAUAAUUGCAAUCUACUAGAAUUCUAGAAAAAUGUCAUAAUGAGGCUCAGUACAAGAGCUCGGAUGCACGUACCUCCAACUUUCGAGGCUUAGAGCAGCGAUACCGCCAGGCAGCAGCCUUCCGAAAUCACAUCAUUCUAUGGCAUAUAAACCCCGAAUCCUAUCUUGAUCAAAAUCCGAUCAUCUAAAUCUAUGACCUCCAUCUAACCAUCCUCAUGCGCCUCCCCUCCCCAAAAUGCCCCACAACCCCGGCCCCAGCCUUCUCCCUCUCUCCUCCACAACCUUCUCUCCCCCCAGCCCCCCGUCCACCACCCGCACCUUCUCCCUAUCCGAGCACAUCACCCCCGCCAUAUCCAAACCCCUAGUCGCGCAAUUCCCCUCCCAGCACCUCACUAUCGGAUGCGGCGCGGCGAUCUUCCACGUUGCCUCGGGUCGCGUCGUGGUGUGCUACCAUGAGCGGGAUAAGUAUUGGUUCCUGCCGAAGGGGCGGCGGGACGCGGGGGAGGAGAGUGGGCAGGCAGCGGAGCGGGAGGGGUAUGAGGAGGUGAGUAGUUAGAUGCACAGUUACACCCUCUGAUUGUUCUUGCUUUCCUGGCAUGAUGGGGCAGGUCGGUCGCUAGAACCGCGGCUUUCGAUCUGAAAGAAUCGGAUGUAUAAGGAGCACGGGAUGACUGACAGCGUGCUGCACUCCACCUUACUAACUAGAUCACAACACCAGUCCGGCUACCCCAACCGGCUCCUCCCCCUUCCCAUGGUCCACCGCCAACCCUACCCCGACGCGAUCCACACGCAAAAAGCCCGAGGCACCCUCCCCCUCGCCUCGCUCUGCGUCACCGAGCCCGCUUGGACGCAGAUG